This is a messenger RNA of Megachile rotundata (alfalfa leafcutting bee), 3499 nucleotides long. It is a transcript of the gene svp, whose product is annotated as COUP transcription factor 2. Lineage: Eukaryota; Metazoa; Arthropoda; Insecta; Hymenoptera; Megachilidae. The record is from RefSeq and is a predicted model, not a curated record. Gene Ontology annotation, biological process: regulation of DNA-templated transcription. Gene Ontology annotation, molecular function: zinc ion binding; DNA-binding transcription factor activity; sequence-specific DNA binding.
CACUUGACGCCCUCCGCCACACCGGAGGACAUUACCUGCCUGGUGCCCACCGGUGCGGUUCUCACGCCUAGGGACCCAUUGCCGCCCAGCACUACCCCCGGAAGUCAGGCGAACAGCUCGCAAUCCGGCAGUUCGCAGACCGACAAAUCGCCCAACAUCGAGUGCGUCGUCUGCGGGGACAAGAGCAGCGGUAAACAUUACGGCCAGUUCACCUGCGAAGGAUGCAAAAGCUUCUUCAAGAGAAGCGUGAGGAGAAACCUAACUUACUCGUGUCGAGGGAAUAGGAACUGUCCCAUCGACCAACACCAUAGGAAUCAGUGCCAGUUUUGUCGAUUGAAAAAGUGCCUGAAGAUGGGCAUGCGUCGGGAAGCGGUGCAGAGAGGUCGAGUGCCACCGUCGCAACCGUCGCUACCAGGUCUACCCGGACAGUUUGCCCUGACGAACGGCGACGCGGUCGCGUGCGCCAGCCUGAACGGCCACUCUUACCUUUCCUCGUACAUCAGUUUGCUGCUGAGGGCGGAACCGUAUCCGACCUCGAGAUACGGCCAGUGCAUGCAACCGAACAACAUCAUGGGAAUCGACAACAUCUGCGAGCUCGCGGCGAGAUUGCUGUUCUCGGCCGUCGAGUGGGCCAGAAACAUCCCGUUCUUCCCGGACCUUCAAGUGACGGACCAGGUUGCCCUGCUCAGGCUAGUUUGGAGCGAGUUGUUCGUGCUAAACGCGAGCCAGUGCUCGAUGCCCCUCCACGUGGCGCCGUUGUUGGCGGCAGCCGGUCUUCACGCUUCGCCCAUGGCAGCGGACCGGGUCGUCGCUUUCAUGGACCACAUCAGGAUCUUUCAGGAACAGGUGGAAAAACUGAAAGCGCUACACGUCGAUUCCGCCGAGUACAGUUGCUUGAAGGCCAUCGUCCUCUUCACCACGGACGCGUGCGGAUUAUCGGACGUGGCGCACAUCGAAUCGCUUCAGGAAAAGUCGCAGUGCGCUCUGGAAGAAUACUGCAGGACGCAGUACCCGAAUCAACCGACCAGGUUCGGCAAGUUGUUGCUACGGUUACCGUCGCUGAGGACAGUAUCGUCGCAAGUGAUCGAACAGCUGUUCUUCGUCCGGCUCGUCGGAAAAACGCCGAUCGAGACGCUGAUCAGGGACAUGCUGUUGAGCGGUAGCAGCUUCAACUGGCCGUACAUGUCCACGAUGUGACAUUCUGUCUGGCGACAGCUAGCUUCCGCCUAAUACUGUCGCUCGCUUCCCGUCUCGUCCAACGAUCGCGCGACGCUCCAGUCGGAUUCACCGAUCGUCCACACCGGCGACCAGUUUCCCUCUACGCCUCACGGUUUCUAGCCCACGGAAGCUGCCGAUACCGAGCGCGACACCGACGAUGCUCCCGAUCUUCGAGAACGCGUUCGUUCAAAACGGAGAAACAACGGAGAGAUCGACGAAGGAAGAAAGUGGGCGGAGAAGAGGAAACGAGCGGGUGCACGCGCGUUACGAGGGAAGCCAGCUCGAAAGAAAGGAAGGGCGGAGAGAACGAUAGACGCGAUAAAGACGUUACUCGACCGAAGAAUCGAAGGCGCCGACUGAUUCUUCGACCUGGACGGUCAGCGAUCGUUCGAAGUUGUUUCGUGACCGCGGUGCGGCGUCCAACGAAUCGAUGGGAAUAGAUAAACGAACGACCUUCAAACUCUUAACGUCGAAGCGCGAUUCGGUAACGUUUCGGCGAACAAACGAGAAUACCUGAUUAGCGGUGUAGCGUGGCGCGAAGAAAUCAUAAAUUAGCAUUUGUAAUCGACGGCGGGGAUCUGGUAGAUCCUCGGUCGGUAUCUCGCAUCGAUCUUCGCGUCGAGUAAUUGCCGUUAGUCCAGUCAUGCCGAAGCCCUUAGUCAUUCGUUUCGACGUUUCGUUCUCCGCGUUCGCGUUAGCGUUCGCGUUCGUUGCCUCGUUCCCAGCAACCUCCCACGUUUUCUCCUCGCUCGUUUUUUACGUCCCGCGAAAAACGCCUCGCUGUCGAUCGCCGCGACGCUCGGCUUCUGUCCGCGACGUCCACUCGCGGACACCGUAAAAUCCGAUCUUUCGUCGAACGUUCGAACUUUUUCUCCUUUCUUUCUUUCUCUCUUAUUGCGCGUACCGUUGCCGUGCCGUUCGCGACUAACGCUUUUCGCGUUCAUUGAAUUUACGCUUCGCGUUGCGUCCAAGUCGUCCGGUCGUUAACGUUUUCGGUGAAAUUUUCGAUUUCGCGGAACGAGGAAACGACGGCAACGCGCUUUUCGACGAGUCUUGCGAGAAGAAAAGGGGACGUCGAUUUCCGUGAGCGUAACCGCGCCUCGAAACUGUACGGGAACGCCGAGAAACGUGAAGCGGAACGUAACGGUCACGAGAAUAUUAUUUAUCGUUCGUUCGAACGCGCGCGGAGAAGAAAGAACAGCGUAAAAAUGAAAUCGAAUCGAUCACUUUCGCGCGUCGCUUCCGGAUUCUAAGGACGCUGGUUGUCGGUCGCGCGCGAGAUCGACGCGUCCCUGUGCCCCUACUAUCCAAUUUUCGUUCGCGAACACGAAUCUAGAAUUAGAUCGCUUAGCGCGACUUCGAAGAGCGUCGAUUCGCGUUGUCUCGCGAUAUCUUCUCCCCUCCUGUCUCGCUCUUUCGAGCCCGUUAACCGCGCGUUCGGGACGUUUCAGCGGUGCGCUCGUUCAAUUUGCGGACGAGAACGAGAACUAACGAGAAAAAGAUGCGAGCUCGGUCGGUGGCUAAACGAGCGCGCGCGGACAAAUAUAUUUUUCUUCCGAAUGCGUUCGACGCGAAUGAUCGUUUGGUUUCCGACUAGCCUUGGAGUCGGUGAAACGGCAAGCGCGAAAAAGGAAAUCUGCGAGGAGAAGAUCGCGAGAAAAUUCGUCGAACGCAAUGUGAUAUAUACGUGUACGUGAAAAUUUAGAAUUCGAAUCUUUUUUCGAGAGACGGUGCUUCUUUUUUAACGACUCUAUAAAUAGUCUAUGAUACCUGAGUGCGGCGCGUUGUACAGGGUGCGUACGAGCUGUACCAAACGAUGUACGGAUCGUUCGAACGAAACCAGACAUUUCGAACGUAUCGCGUUACGUUAAAUGUGGCAAUGUCGAGCUAGUUACUUAGAAAAUCAUUUAGGGGUAUAUGGGAUAUUUCUAAUAUUUUUAAGCCGCGAUCGUUCGUUGAAAGCGGCGCGCGAGAAGCACGCUCUCGUACACGGAGAACGAAAUCGUCUCGAUCGGAAGACUCUGCGAAACGAACGCGAUUCGGACUCGAACGAACAACCGACGCGAGUAACGGAUCGAAUCGUAUCGAAGAAACGAGAUCGAGACGCGUGCGAACGCUCGUCGAAUCGAACAAUUGUAUUAUAUGUAUACCGACGCGCGACCAUUGGAUGUACGUAGGCCGAAAAGACAUCUAUAUAGAGUUAUGUAUAAAGACGCGAGAACCUUUUUGUAUAAAACGUGUACAUAAUUAAUAUAUGCAAAUAUAAAUACGAUUACAAAUA